Molecule: messenger RNA, 1196 nt
Organism: Nematolebias whitei (Rio pearlfish)
Lineage: Eukaryota; Metazoa; Chordata; Actinopteri; Cyprinodontiformes; Rivulidae
Gene: sod2
Product: superoxide dismutase 2, mitochondrial
Exons: 5
Coding region: 104-781 (225 amino acids)
Biological process (GO): superoxide metabolic process
Cellular component (GO): mitochondrion
Molecular function (GO): metal ion binding; superoxide dismutase activity
Source: RefSeq, a predicted model, not a curated record
GUUGGUGAUAAUGGUACAGUCCCAGCUGUCAACAAUCGCAAUCUCAAGGACGGUUAUUUAUCAGCGUGUCGAUUCAGUCUGCUCGUUGAGAACCAUUUGAAACAUGCUUUGCCGAGUUGGUCAAAUACGCAGGUGCGCAGCCACCCUCAACCAAAGCAUAAAUCAGAUAGCUGCAUCAAGGCAGAAGCACACCCUUCCCGAUUUGACAUAUGAUUAUGGAGCACUGGAGCCUCAUAUAAAUGCAGAGAUAAUGCAGCUACACCACAGCAAGCAUCAUGCCACAUACGUCAACAAUCUCAAUGUUGCAGAGGAGAAAUAUCAGGAGGCCCUUGCAAAGGGAGAUGUAACUGCACAAGUUGCCCUCCAGCCUGCUUUGAAGUUUAAUGGAGGAGGUCACAUUAACCACACCAUUUUCUGGACAAACCUCUGUCCCAGUGGUGGAGGUGAGCCACAAGGAGAAUUAAUGGAGGCCAUCAAACGGGACUUUGGCUCCUUCCAGAAGCUGAAGGAGAAGAUGUCCGCUGCUACAGUGGCCGUGCAGGGCUCUGGCUGGGGGUGGCUGGGUUACGAAAAAGAGAGUGGAAGACUUCGCAUUGCUGCUUGUGCAAAUCAGGAUCCCCUGCAGGGGACAACAGGUCUGAUCCCCCUCCUUGGCAUUGACGUAUGGGAGCAUGCCUACUAUCUCCAGUACAAAAAUGUGCGCCCUGACUACGUGAAAGCUAUCUGGAAUAUCAUUAACUGGGAGAAUGUGAACGAUCGUCUGCAGAUUGCCAAAAAGUAGAAGCUACUGAAAAUGUCCCCUACAGUACCUUUUUUAUUAUGACCUGGAUCAAAGAGUAGUUGCAAGUAUGUUUUGGGGUAAAACAUCCCAAAUUCUCAUAUUGUUGUUCUGAAACAAGUUAGAGAUGUCUUUAAAACACUUUCAUAGUGAAGCAGAUUAUACUGACUUUAUAAAAAGGAGAACUCCACAGCUUGAAACAUGCUGGUCCUUCUGAUUCAGGUCUGCUCCCAGACCUUUGUCAAAGCGCACAAGAAAACCACAACUUUUUAAUAUCAAAACUGAUUUCUGCUGUUCACAGCCCAGUAAUGGGUGCUGUAGGAGGAGUGAGCUGUCUUUAUUCAGCUAACAUGUAUUAGCACAAGACAAUGUGCAGUAUGUUUAUGAAGUAAUGUAAUAAAUUACAAUUUCAGUUGCA